UCAAAUUAAGCCGCAGGCUUCGGUACUGUAGGUGCCUUUAUGUCAGUUCCUCUAAGGUUCAACUUUGCAACCAUACUUUUCUCGGACCACAAACUUUUGUUUCCGGGAAGUUGCCCAUCAAGACUUACUUACCGCCAACAAAUGAGUGUCUCGCCGUGACAUGUCUACGACCAUCCCACGUUGAAAGCACGACAUCUCGUCCGACCUGUCAAGUAAAGCAACGUUGGGCCUGGUUAGUACUUGGAUCGGAGACGGCCUGGGAAUCCCAGAGACAUGAAUUCAGUGUGGCCACAGUAUUUUAUCGCAAGAUCAUCAAUGAAACAUCAAAUU
Molecule: messenger RNA, 330 nt
Organism: Thelazia callipaeda (thelaziosis nematode)
Lineage: Eukaryota; Metazoa; Nematoda; Chromadorea; Rhabditida; Thelaziidae
Source: the annotation of a GenBank genome assembly